UUCAUUUUUAGGACUGCUGAUUUUUAUUUGAAAAAAAAUCAUGGCUUCAUCAUCUGUGUGGGUUGGUAACAGAGGAACAGUCAAGGAUUUUCACGGUAUCAAUGCAGGCAAAGAUGCUGAUGACAUUCGGAAGGCUAUUAAAGGGAUAGGAACUGAUGAGCAAACACUUAUUAAUAUUAUUCCACAAAGAAGCAAUGCGCAAAGACAGUUGAUCUGCAAGGAGUACAAGACAGCCUACAAAUCGGUAAGUCCACAAGAAACUUUAUUAGUUUCUUUUGCUUGCAUACAGUGUUUUAAAAAAUGCUCUGAAAUGAAAGGUCAGACUUCGAGACCACUCAUGACUCGUAUUAAUGAACAUCGAAGCAACAUCAAGAACAAGUGGGAAACAAAUGCUCUCUAUCAUCAUGUAUUGCAACAUCAGCAAGCCCAGUUUAUGUUUAUGGUUAUUGACCGAAUUGUCGGUGAUAGAAGUAAUCCUCAAGGAUGGCACAGUAUUCUAAAUCAUAAGCCUUGGACACACAGAAAAGUCAACAAGGGUUCUGGAACUGAUGAGCCAACACUGAUAGAAAUCUUAGCAUCGAGGAAUAACUGCCAAAAAAAGGAAAUAUUGCUGGCCUAUCAAACAGCAUUCGGCCGGAUACUUGGUGAUGACAUCUCUUCAGACACAUCAGGAGAUUUUAAGAAGUGCCUCCUCCUUCUAAAGGAGGGCACAAGAGAUGAAAAUCCUAAUGUGGAUGAGAAUCUUGCCAAAAGUGAUGCACAGGCUCUUUAUCAAGCUGGUGAAGGUAAAUGGGGCACAGAUGAACAUAAAUUCAUCCACAUACUUUGUAUGAAGAGCAUCUCUCAACUGAGAAGAACAUUUGAAGAGUACAGGAAGAUGUGUAAUAAAGACAUUGAAGAAAGCAUUAAGGGUGAAAUGUCUGGAACAUUGGAGCAUGUACUUCUAGCAGUUGUUAAAUGUGUGAAAAACACCCCUGCUUUCUUUGCUGAACGACUAUGGAAGAGUAUGAAGGGUGCAGGCACAGAUGAAGCUACACUCACAAGAAUUAUGGUGUCCAGAUCUGAAAUUGACCUCCAGGACAUAAAAGCUGAAUACAAGAAGCUCUAUGGGACCUCCUUGAAUCAAAGUAUUAAUUCUGAUACCUCAGGAGACUACAGGACCACACUGUUGAAGAUUUGUGGAGGAGAUUAAACACUAGCAGGCACUUGUGAAAUGAACUAUAUUCCUCAUCUAAGAUUUGUGCUGGCAAAAGCAAGUGGUUGUCGUUGUUCAUUUUUCGUAUUUACUUUGACACAGCAGUCCUUAAGUAGUUCCCAUACAGUCAUUGUUGCAUCACUGCUUAAAAAGUGCUUAUUUUGAAAUUAGACUUUGCUUUUUCAUUGCUACUUUCUAUGUUAGACUAUGCACAUUUCAUGAUAUUGUUCAAAAAAUAUUGCGCCUUCCAUGUGAAAUGGGCAUUGUGUGAAAUGUAUUAAAGCUUUUAUAUUUUAAUGCUUUUUUCCUUCAGCCUCUGUGGGUGUCGUAUGCUAGAUUUAGAUCAUUUACACUACGUUUAUGGAUGGCAUCUCUGCAAUGUCUAAAUUUGAUAUUACACUUAGCAUUUGAAUCUUUCAUAUUGUAAUUAAUGUUACCUUAGCCCCACUGGUCUUUGUGUGUAUGUGUAUAUACUUGUAUAUAUAAACAGAAAACUAAUCCCAGAAGCCUUAAUAAAUGCACAUGUAAUGUUAA
Molecule: messenger RNA, 1729 nt
Organism: Protopterus annectens (West African lungfish)
Lineage: Eukaryota; Metazoa; Chordata; Ceratodontiformes; Protopteridae
Product: annexin A3-like
Exons: 14
Coding region: 41-1192 (383 amino acids)
Cellular component (GO): cytoplasm
Molecular function (GO): calcium-dependent phospholipid binding; calcium ion binding
Source: RefSeq, a predicted model, not a curated record